AAGCAACCCGUUAAUCAAUGACCAAACCCCUGCAACUUUCCUCUUUGGCCAAUCACGGUAGGGAGGACACUCGGAGCACUCUCCAGUUAGGAUCACACCGACGUUUAGCUUAUUUCCUCGAAAAACUGAAAUCAAUCAACUCGUCAAUACAUGUAUGGGUCUGUCCAGUCAUUGUCCCCGCACUUUAAAAGACUUGAUCUAGCGUCAUGGCAGACCCCUGCAUGGACAGCACUAUGGAGGACCGCACGCCUUCGACCAGGACUUUGUGACCUCCAUGACCGCGUCUCAUCCAGAUCCAAUCUUUGGAGCAGAUAUCGUACGGUCGCCUCGGUGAAGACGAGCGGGGGGGCGGUGGGCGGGUAGGGAGGUGGCGUCCAUGGCGAGGUUCCAGGAGGCUGGGGGUAAGGUGAGCUGGACAGGGCUGCUGGUUCUUGUGCACUUCUCCUACCUGCUGGUCGGUGCCACCAUCUUCCAGAUCCUGGAGCGCGAGGCGGAGAGCAACAACCGCAACCACUUCCAGCUGGAGAAGCUCAACUUCCUGGCCAACUACACCUGCCUGGACGGCCCAGCACUGGAGAAGUUUGUGCAGGUCAUUUUGGAUGCAUGGGAAAAGGGUGUGAAUCCAUCUGGCAACUCAACCAACCCCAGUAACUGGGAUUUCAGCAGUUCCUUCUUUUUUGCUGGCACAGUGGUCACAACUAUAGGCUAUGGUAAUUUGUCCCCGAGCACUGUGUCCGGCCAGGUGUUCUGUGUUUUCUACGCCUUGUGUGGGAUACCCCUCAACCUGGUGUUCCUCAACCAGCUGGGAAAGUGCCUCACCAUCCACCUGGGACGGCUGGAGAGAGGCAUGCUCUCUCUGGUUCCCCAUAAGCAGGCGGUGGAGGUCCUAGCCGUGGGUCUGUUCGUGGCGUCGGGCAGCCUGCUGUUUCUGGUCAUCCCUCCGCUGUUGUUCAGUUACGUGGAGGACUGGUCUUAUGGCGAGGGCUUCUACUACGCCUUCAUCACCCUCAGCACCAUCGGCUUCGGCGAUUACGUCGUGGGGACGGAUCCGGACAAGCACUACAUCACCGUGUACCGGAGCCUGGCCGGGGUGUGGAUCAUCUUUGCCCUGGCGUGGCUGGCCCUGGUCCUCAGCAUCGGCGCCAAGCUGAUGGAGAGCGCCAUCGUGCUGACGCGCCCGGGCCUCAGGAGACCGCCGGGGGGGGUGGAGGACGGGUCCUCCGGCAAACUGGAGGAGGAGCUGGGCCAGAGGACCUAAGAGCCCAAGAUCUGAUUUAGGUUUUACACGACGACUGUCUCACCGGGAUGGAGAAUGACUGAAAUACAUAAACUGGGAGGGAAGGGGGGAAGGAGGAGGGGGGGGGACAUGAAGAAGAGAACGAACAGAUUGUUACCAACAUUUUAUCCAUUGUACCUGCUGUGUGGUUUCUCUGUACAGUUUGGGUGUAUGCAGCACAAGAACAAUCUAGCGUUCCAUUUGACUAUUUUGCGAGUGUUGAUUUUACCAAUGAGUUAAAUUCUACUGACACAAGUGAGCAUUCUGGGCCUUAAUAAGGAAUUGUUAUUGUCAUCGUGUAACGUCACUAGAUACAUUUUGGUGUGUGUGUGUGUGUGUGUGUGUGUGCGUCUGUAUUUCCACAUCUCUGUUUGUGUACCGAUUGGCAAAACUCCAUUGAAAUUGAGCAUGAAGAGCUAUCUAAAGCAAACACAUUAAUAUAAGAUGAUGGGGGCAAUUGGACCUGAGAGCACAGAGUGUGCAGUUCCUCUCUGGUGUAAAGGUGGUUUCAAUCAAUGACCAUCACUCUCGUUUCACACAGCUGGCCACCACGCACCACAUUACAACUCACUGAGGCACCCUGUGGCCAUUCCGUCCGCUUGUCUGAAACUAAAACCCUUGAGAUUAUGAUUCACAGUUUAAUUUAUCCAACAUAAAAUUUGAAUUGACCUUUUAGGAAAAGGUGGUUUUCUGCUGGCUAUCUGUGUCUAUCACUCAUAUGUAAUAUUGCUAUUCUCCUGUUCUGCGUCACAUAUAAUAAGCACACUCUUGCUUUCAGAACUCAUCAUGACUUAGGAAUCACAGACCUCAAAAUGGCCCGUGACAUCAAGAGGGUCCUGCAUUAACGCCCGAAGCACAUUAACUGGAACUCAAAACCCUGACCAGUAACAAGACUGCAGUCAGUGUGUUCCGGUGAUUGUGAUCUUGCUGAGUGUGGUCUGAGGAUUUGACCGCGGCUGACCGGUGCGCUGCUUCUCUCUGUUGUGCUGUGUUUUUAUUUUGCCUGGGGAUAUUUGCAUGAUAGCCAGGAGGAGUGCGAGAGGAAAUUAAUUUGCCUGUGGCGCCUUGCAAAGAAGAAGACGCCGAGGCCUGGUCACUCCCUGGACGCUCAUCUCUGCCACCGGUGCCCAGAACCUUUGACCCAGGGUUGGAACCAAGAGAGUCCCACUUUUGUCACCCUUCUUUCCCAAGCCUCUUCAACGGCGUCGACUAUGGGGCUGGUGGAGAUCUUCGCCCUGGCCCGGGUGCCCUCCAUCCUGCUGCUGGGGGCCGUGUACGGGGCGUACGUGUUAACGGGCGGCGUGGUCUUCUGGAAGCUAGAGGGGAACCUUGGCAGGGAGGACAUCAGCGCUAUAUUGGCACGGAAACAGCAGGUGCUCAAGACGUACCAGUGUCUGAACUCGGACGGCAUGGACGCGGUGAUUGCGGUGAGUCGCCCCUCGACUGAGGAACCCUGUGAUUUGGCGCACAUGUCGGUAGUCUACUGGUUGUAGAAUUGCACGGUGUACAUCGACGUGGUCCUUUGUGUGUUACUUAAACUGCCUCAAACUCAGGACCACUUGAGGGUAAACGACCUGCAGUGGUGGAUCACGGACUAGGGAGGGGCGGAGGGGACAUUUUAAAGUUAAGGUCCAGGAAAGGUGUACUGAAACUGUUUCUGAUGAUGGUUGCUGCCAACCACACAACAGUUAACAUUAAUUAGUUCAACAUAUUAAGUUUGGAUAAACAAAUUCUAUUAAUUGAAUCAUGUAUUUUAAUAAUUAAAGGUGCUGGUUGUAGCCUUUGGAACAUCACGAUGAUUAAAAGACAUGGUGGUUUUUGUAUGUUUA
Molecule: messenger RNA, 3105 nt
Organism: Gadus morhua (Atlantic cod)
Lineage: Eukaryota; Metazoa; Chordata; Actinopteri; Gadiformes; Gadidae
Product: potassium channel subfamily K member 16-like
Exons: 5
Coding region: 377-1258 (293 amino acids)
Biological process (GO): potassium ion transmembrane transport; stabilization of membrane potential
Cellular component (GO): plasma membrane
Molecular function (GO): outward rectifier potassium channel activity; potassium ion leak channel activity
Source: RefSeq, a predicted model, not a curated record